Molecule: messenger RNA, 689 nt
Organism: Leptomonas pyrrhocoris
Lineage: Eukaryota; Euglenozoa; Kinetoplastea; Trypanosomatida; Trypanosomatidae
Product: putative PFPI/DJ-1-like protein putativecysteine peptidase Clan PC(C) family C56
Exons: 1
Coding region: 111-689 (192 amino acids)
Source: RefSeq, a predicted model, not a curated record
GCAACGAAACCAGCCAAAAGGUCGUCCUCGCUUUUAUCAAUCGUUUUAUCGUCCUGAUACCCGUUAUACUCACACAAAUUCGUCGUUUUUUUUCGUAUCUUUCAAUAAAAAUGACAAUAAAAGUCCUGAUGUUUGCCGGCGACUUCGUCGAGGACUACGAGGUCAUGGUGCCGUUCCAAGCCUUGGAAUCUCUUGGUGUUACGGUGGACGUCGUAUGUCCCGGAAAGAAGAAGGGUGAGUGCAUUGCCACUGCUAUUCAUGAUUUUACCGGUUGCCAAACUUAUGUGGAGCUCCGCGGCCACAAUUUCACCAUUACGAAAGAUUUUGACACCGUGAAUGUUGAGGAGUACCGAGGUCUUUACAUUACCGGUGGACGUGCUCCGGAGUACAUUCGCCUCAACCAAAAGAUUAUUGAGUGGACUCGCCACUUCUUCGACAAGAACCUCCCUGUUGCGGCGAUUUGCCACGGUAUUCAGGUACUGGUUGCUGCUAACGUUGUCAAGUCAAGGACUCUCACCUGCUACCCGGCUGUUUCACCUGACGUCACUGUCGGAGGUGGCGCGUACAAGGAAGUGCCGCCGAACGAGGCAGUGCUCGAUGGAAACCUUGUAACCUCUCCUGCGUGGCCCGGCCACCAAGCAAUUCUGCGUGAAUUCUACAAAAUGCUAGGCAUAAAAAUUACCAUUUGA